Erpetoichthys calabaricus (reedfish) is the source of this 2774-nucleotide messenger RNA. RefSeq names its product transmembrane protein 145 (gene tmem145). The transcript has 15 exons. Gene Ontology annotation, biological process: G protein-coupled receptor signaling pathway; response to pheromone. NCBI's taxonomy places the organism in Eukaryota, Metazoa, Chordata, Cladistia, Polypteriformes, Polypteridae. The record is from RefSeq and is a predicted model, not a curated record. Bases 197 to 1861 code for a protein of 554 amino acids.
CGCGCCCCCGUGUCCCCUCCUGUAUGACAGCAGCACGCGCACGCACACUCACUCACACACUCUCAAACCCUCAGUCUCACUCGCUCUUUUCCAUUCUCACAAACACGCACACAUUUGCACACACCCCUUCCCCCAUUUCCCCCUAUCCCUCUUUUCGCUUGAGUUCGCCUUGCAAAGAGACAGCAAAUACACAGCCAUGUGGAUUCAAUGCAUUUAUAAAAUUUUCAUCGCAGGCUUGCUCUUCUCUGGAAAAUUGGCCUCAGGAAAAUAUAUGAAAGGAAACUUACAUACGAAGGAGGACUGGAUUUUCUUGACCAGAUUCUGCUUCCUGUCCGAUUCAGGACUUCUGGAAUUCCGCUUCAAAUAUCCAGAGGCCCGAUGCUGCCAGAAUAUCCUUCUUUAUUUUGAUGAUGCCUCACAGUGGCCUGCAGUGUAUAAAAAGGACAAGGACUGUUUACAGAAGGAAAAAGUGUUACGGCCUGAGAACAAUCAAGUAAUCAAUCUGACGACUGCAUUCACUUGGUCAGGAUGUAAGGUUGAGAAAGAAUCACCAACCAACUAUUUGAUAUGCCAGGGUAGACGGAGCUUCCGUUCAGUGAGAGAACGCUGGUGGUACAUCGCGCUCAGCAAGUGUGGGGGUGAUGGUCUGGAGCUGGAGUAUGAGAUGACACUGAAGAAUGGCGAGUCCUUUUGGACCAAGCACUUCUCAGCAGAUGAAUUUGGAAUCCUGGAGACUGAUAUUGCGUUCCUGGUGUUCUUUACACUGGUCUUUGCUAUAUCCUGCUACUUUGCAUAUGUCCUAAAGGGACGACAGCUUCUUCACACUACCUACAAGAUGUUCAUGACAGCUGCUGGAGUGGAAGUUGUUAGCCUCCUGUUUUUCUGCAUUUACUGGGGAAUGUAUGCCGAAACUGGAACUGGGAGAAGCAGUCUGAAAAUUCUUGGAAAACUGUUGUUUUCAAUUAGCUUUCUCAUCUUCCUCCUACUUCUGAUUCUGCUUGGGAAGGGCUUCACUGUCACAAGGGGUCGGAUCAGCCACAGUGGUUCUGUAAAGCUGUCUGUCUACAUGACCCUUUACACCAUGACACAUGCCAGCCUGUUCAUCUAUGAAGCUGAGUUCUUUGACCCAGGUCUGGUGGUGUAUGCUUUUGAAUCUCCAGCAGGUUAUGGUCUGAUCACGCUUCAGUUCAUCGCUUAUGCCUGGUUUUGCUAUGCCGUGCUGAUCACACUCAAACACUAUCCAGAGAAGCAAGCCUUCUAUGUACCUUUCUUUGCAGCAUAUACACUAUGGUUUUUUGCAGUUCCUGUCAUGGCUCUCAUUGCGAAUUUUGGGAUACCAAAGUGGGCCCGUGAGAAGAUUGUCAAUGGCAUUCAGCUGGGCAUACACUUUUAUGCGCAUGCUGUAUUUCUGGUGAUCACCCGGCCAUCUGCAGCCAAUAAGAACUUCCCUUACCAUGUGCGCACCUCCCAGAUUGGUAUAAUGAAGAGUCCUGGUGAGACAUUCCCUCAUCAUGCAUAUGGCAACGUGACAUUCAUCAGUGAUUCUGUGCCAAAUUUCACAGAACUCUUCUCCAUACAGUCAAGCAAUGGAGGUCCACCUAGCUCUGGGGGAAAAGUCCUAGAAGAGACUCCACCGCUGAAAGCUUCCAAGUCCAGCCAGAUUGUCACUACUAAGGUGGAGUUUACGGGCAGCCUGAUCACACCCAGCGCUCCAUUCCUACCCUCUGAAUUGGAUGUACCCGCAGGAACAGUUGCACCUCUACCUUCCCCGCUGCCUUUGAGCCAUAAUGGGACUUUCCCAGAAUACUUUAGUGUACAGGGGGCAGCUAGCAAAGCAGGAGCAGUUCAGGCAAACUUCUGAGACCUCCAACUGGGAUGACUGUUGUCUGGAGAGCCCUUCACAUGAGGAUGGAGGGGAAGGCAGGAUGCUGCUUUCAGAUAUUUAAUUGCUUCCCUGCCGUGUCUCUUGCUUUUUUUCCAUUCCUGUACAUGAAAAUGAUUGAGAAAAAAAGGCAACUGCCGGGUUUCCUACUGUGUACAGAAUGUGAAACAAGGUUUUGACACACAUAGGCACUAAGUGUUUGAGAAAAAUGUGGGGAAUCAAUGGGGAUUGAUCCGAGACAACAGAAUUUUCAAACGAGGCAGUGUCCUGCACUUUCGUGGAGUCUUUGAGAAAUGUCUACUUUCACAAGAGCAGGAGUCUGUCUCCGUAUUUGAUUCUGUUCUUCCUCAUUCUCGAGGAGAGAGGUGCUGGCACUACUCCCAUCUGCCUUCAGUGCUUCCCAGUCUGGACUCCUUUAAACUGAACAUCUUGAAGAUGGAAUACACCAACCAGAACUACGAGCAAAAAAAAAAAAAUGGCUUUUUGGAUUUUGAUCCACAUAGUAACUUUGUGAUGAAGUGGGGCUUACGUGGUACAAACAAUUUGAAAACGGCUACUGUGUUGCAUCCUUGCUGAACUGGCCAUACCACACCAGGUCAUUUCCCACCGUAAUGCUGCCUGUGGCAGAUGCCAUGAACAUUGUAUGUGUCUGAAGAGUUGUGCCAAAUCCCACAUGUGUGCACAGACACAUACACAGUCAGAGUUCAUCUUUAUUUUCAGCUGCAGUAUGUGGCCAGCAUAAUAUGUGAUUGUUUUUUGGCCUCUUUGACCAUUUAACAUUUGCAACUGAUGAUUGGAGAACUAGCCAUCAUAUUCUCACACCAGAAAUUCAAAAAUGUGUUAUCAUUUCUAAGUGACAUGCAUGCUUGCUCGGUGACAGACAUUGCUAUUU